Messenger RNA from Cotesia congregata, 1110 nucleotides. The record is from the annotation of a GenBank genome assembly. Lineage: Eukaryota; Metazoa; Arthropoda; Insecta; Hymenoptera; Braconidae.
AUGUUGCGCUUCAGACCCUCGGUCAGGUUUUUUUGCUCCAGGAGUUUGGAGAUAAAAAAAUCAGUGUUCAUAUCACAAUCCCAGGACAUCUUUACAAACCUGGCUUUAGAAGACUGGCUCUACCGGAACUACGACUUAUCAAAGAACCACGUGUUGUUACUCUGGAAGAGCAACCCUUGCGUGGUAAUAGGGCGCCACCAGAACCCCUGGAUGGAAGCUAACGUCCAGACUCUUGAAGAGAAGAACAUCAACCUGGUCAGGAGGAACAGCGGGGGUGGAACUGUCUUCCACGACCACGGGAACCUUAAUCUCUCCUUCUUGACCACCAGGGAGAAGUACAACAGGAGGUACAACCUGGAGAUCAUCACCAGGGCUCUCUACAGACACUGGGGCAUCCAGAGUCACAUUAAUAAGCGGGAAGAUAUUGUGGUUCAGGGAGACUAUAAGAUCUCUGGCACUGCUGCUAAGCUGGGACGGCCUAAUGCUUAUCACCACUGCACUCUGCUGAUCAGUUCUGAUAAGAAGAUACUUAAGGUGGCGCUGGAGAAGAAGGAGAUGGGCAUUGUGACCAAUGCUACGGAGUCUACAAGGUCGCAGGUUAAGAAUUUGAAGGAGAUUAAUUCGAGGGUGAGCUUUGAUGAACUGGUCAAUGCGGUGGGAUGGGAGUUUCUUAGGACUGAUCCUCUGGUGGUUAAAGAUGGCGGGGAAAGCCUGGUGGCCAAGCAGAAGGGCUUUCAGAUGGUUAAUCCUACUGAGGAUUGGUUUCCAGGUCUGAACAAAUUAAUAUCCGAAUUCCGUUCCUGGGAUUGGAUUUACGGAAAAACCCCCAGCUUCACAGUAAACCGCCUCCUAAAACUCCCCUGCUCCGGAAAUUCAUCAUCAGACCUGGUAAAUCUGACCCUAACAGUAGAAAAAGGAAUAAUAGAAGACAUAAAGAUGUCCUUACCGUCAGACUUGACCAGCUCGGCAAGCAGCGAGGCGAGUGUUAUCAGCAAUUUACGUGGGACCCGGUAUCAUCACAAAGUUAUCGAUAAAAUAAUAGCAGCACUUGGGUGCAUCGCCAUCGUCCCUUCUCAGUGUGAGCAAAUAGAUAAUAUCGCAUUGCAAUAA